AUGCCGUACACGGCAGCCAGCGGGGACAAGUCACAGACAGUCAUGUCGCCUCCUCUUACCAUGAUUGUUCAUGAUCUGUCUUUGCCCGUGUUCAGGGAAGUGGAGGAUUCGGAUGCAAUUGACAUUCUGGGACAACUUGAUGGACCAGACAGCCCACUUCCUACACUGAAAGGUUACUUUCUGAAUUUUCUGGAGCCAGUCAACAAUAUCACCAUUGUCCAGGGCCAGACCGCAAUCCUGCACUGCAAGGUGGCGGGAAACCCACCCCCCAACGUGCGGUGGCUGAAGAAUGAUGCCCCAGUUGUGCAAGAGCCAAGGAGAGUUAUCAUCCGGAAGACAGAAUAUGGCUCAAGGCUGCGGAUCCAAGAUCUGGACACGACAGACACGGGCUACUACCAGUGUGUGGCGACCAAUGGGCUGAAGACCAUCACUGCCACCGGAGUUCUGUAUGUGCGGCUCGGUCCAACGCACAGCCCAAACCACAACUUUCAGGAUGACUAUCAGGAAGAUGGCUUCUGCCAGCCUUACCGGGGCAUCGCCUGUGCACGCUUCAUCGGGAACCGGACUAUUUACGUGGACUCUCUCCAGAUGCAGGGGGAGAUUGAAAACCGAAUCACAGCCGCCUUCACCAUGAUUGGCACCUCCACACACCUGUCAGACCAGUGUUCCCAGUUUGCCAUCCCAUCCUUCUGCCACUUCGUCUUCCCUCUGUGUGACGCGCGCUCCCGGGUGCCCAAGCCGCGAGAGCUGUGCCGGGAUGAGUGUGAGGUGCUGGAGAAUGACCUGUGCCGGCAGGAGUACACCAUUGCCCGCUCCAACCCGCUCAUCCUCAUGCGGCUCCAGCUGCCCAAGUGCGAAGCCCUGCCCUUGCCCGAGAGCCCCGAUGCUGCCAACUGCAUGCGCAUCGGGAUCCCCGCGGAGAGGCUGGGUCGCUACCACCAGUGCUAUAAUGGCUCCGGAGCUGAUUACAGGGGCAUGGCCAGUACCACCAAGUCAGGCCACCAGUGCCAGCCAUGGGCUCUGCAGCACCCCCACAGCCAUCACCUGUCCAGCACAGAAUUCCCAGAGCUGGGAGGAGGCCACGCCUACUGCCGGAACCCUGGGGGCCAGAUGGAAGGCCCAUGGUGCUUUACGCAGAAUAAAAACGUACGCAUGGAACUGUGUGACGUACCCCCGUGUAGUCCCCGAGAUGGCAGCAAGAUGGGGAUUCUGUACAUCCUGGUCCCCAGUAUCGCCAUCCCCCUGGUCAUCGCUUGCCUUUUCUUCCUCGUCUGUAUGUGCCGCAACAAGCAGAAGGCUUCGGCCUCUACCCCACAGCGCCGGCAGCUGAUGGCUUCGCCCAGCCAGGACAUGGAGAUGCCUCUCAUCAGCCAGCACAAACAGGCCAAACUCAAAGAGAUCAGCUUGUCCACGGUGAGGUUCAUGGAGGAGCUUGGUGAGGACCGGUUUGGGAAAGUCUACAAAGGCCACCUGUUCGGGCCAGCCCCAGGAGAACCCACCCAAGCCGUGGCCAUCAAGACGCUGAAAGACAAGGCAGAGGGGCCCCUACGGGAGGAGUUCCGGCAAGAGGCCAUGCUGCGGGCCCGGCUGCAGCACCCCAACAUUGUCUGCCUCCUGGGUGUGGUGACCAAGGACCAACCCCUGAGCAUGAUCUUCAGCUACUGCUCACACGGCGACCUCCACGAGUUCCUGGUCAUGCGCUCGCCGCACUCUGAUGUGGGCAGCACCGACGACGACCGCACGGUGAAGUCGGCCCUGGAGCCCCCUGACUUCGUGCACGUGGUGGCACAGAUUGCUGCGGGGAUGGAGUUCCUCUCCAGCCACCACGUGGUCCACAAAGACCUGGCCACGCGCAACGUGCUGGUGUAUGACAAGCUGAAUGUGAGGAUCUCAGACUUGGGCCUCUUCCGCGAGGUGUACUCGGCGGAUUACUACAAACUCAUGGGCAACUCGCUGCUGCCCAUCCGCUGGAUGUCACCCGAGGCCAUUAUGUACGGCAAGUUCUCCAUCGACUCUGACAUCUGGUCCUAUGGCGUGGUCCUCUGGGAGGUCUUCAGCUACGGCCUGCAGCCCUACUGUGGGUACUCCAACCAGGAUGUGGUGGAGAAGCAGGUACUGCCCUGCCCGGACGACUGCCCCGCCUGGGUCUAUGCCCUCAUGAUUGAGUGCUGGAAUGAGUUCCCCAGCCGGAGGCCUCGCUUUAAGGACAUCCACAGCCGCCUCCGGGCCUGGGGCAACCUCUCCAACUACAAUAGCUCAGCACAGACCUCGGGAGCCAGCAACACCACACAGACCAGCUCCUUGAGCACCAGCCCCGUAAGCAAUGUGAGCAAUGCCCGCUACAUGGCACCCAAGCAGAAGGCCCAGCCCUUCCCCCAGCCUCAGUUCAUUCCCAUGAAGGGUCAGAUCAGACCCUUGGUGCCCCCAGCACAGCUGUAUAUCCCAGUCAAUGGCUACCAGCCGGUACCAGCCUACGGGGCUUACCUGCCAAACUUCUACCCGGUCCAAAUCCCCAUGCAGAUGGCCCCACAGCAGGUGCCCCCCCAGAUGGUCCCCAAGCCGAGCUCACACCACAGUGGCAGUGGCUCUACCAGCACAGGCUAUGUAACCACGGCACCCUCCAACACAUCUGUGGCGGACAGGGCAGCCCUGCUGGCAGAGGGCACUGAGGAUGCACAGAACAUGCCAGAAGAGGUGGCCCAGAGUCCUGUGCAGGAAGCAGCAGAGGAGGAGGAGGGCUCUGUCCCAGAGACUGAGCUCCUGGGAGACAAUGACACUCUCCCGGUGAAUGAGGCCCAUGUCCAGCUUGAAGCCUGA
Messenger RNA from Cricetulus griseus (Chinese hamster), 2817 nucleotides. NCBI's taxonomy places the organism in Eukaryota, Metazoa, Chordata, Mammalia, Rodentia, Cricetidae. The record is from RefSeq and is a predicted model, not a curated record.